This is a messenger RNA of Folsomia candida, 2254 nucleotides long. RefSeq lists its product as uncharacterized. The transcript is spliced from 6 exons. The record is from RefSeq and is a predicted model, not a curated record. Gene Ontology annotation, molecular function: serine-type endopeptidase inhibitor activity. NCBI's taxonomy places the organism in Eukaryota, Metazoa, Arthropoda, Collembola, Entomobryomorpha, Isotomidae. Bases 325 to 2058 code for a protein of 577 amino acids.
AGUGUCUCUAGCUCACUCAGGUGAACUCAAAGUCAGUUGAGAGGCACCUCUCACAUCGCCAACAGGAUACCUUACAAGACUUGUUGUUAGAUAAGAAAAGUGCAAUUAUUACAUACAACAACUUAUUUUUGCAUAUGUGAGAGAGUGGUGCUAAAUUUUUCAGAAACUCUAGUUCAUUAUUUUUUAUCAAAUAUUUAUCAUUUUGAUUCUUGAACCCUAAAAAAUCUUAGCGUUGUGUUCUAGUCAUAGUCACAAAAUUAAUUAGCAAAGUAGUAUUUUAUUCACUCCUUAACGCGUAACUGUUUGUACCCAAACAAUCAAACGAUGUCUUCCCUAACUGGCAUUUAUCUCACAAUUAUCGGCGUCUAUUCCGCCCUCGGAGUUGCAGUGCCUACUCCUCUGGAACCUGUUGUUGUUUCCCCGUCGGCUGGUUCAUCCGGGGUUGAAAAUGGAAUCCGGAACAAAGAACAGAACUUCAAAGACUUUUCGCACAACUUGCUCCUUCAUUCAGAUUUGGAUGAGUUUAGCAUAGAAAAAGGGGCUGCGAUUUCAAGCCCUUUCGGAGUCGGAUACAUGUUAGCUAACAUUAAUGAGAAGGUUUGGAACGUGUCUAAUGAGGGUGUCGGAGGAGUUCUGCAAACCGACAAAGUAGCCGACGAUUAUCAAGGCCUGGUUGAAAAGAUGUUAAAGAGUCAAAUGUCCAUAAGCAGCACGCUAUUUACCAGGGAUGGAAACGUGUCCACGUCAACUAUUCCGGAGGGAUCUCGCAGAAUGAAGACUGAAACCAAGGUCGUUGAUUUUAUCGAUGAUUGGAAGACGACAUGGGCGACGAUGAAUGAGAGAAUUUCCAAUCAGACGGACGGAAUUUUGGAUGAUCAGCUCAUUCCUAAAGGUGGUUGGUGGGGCGGAGCGUUUUACUAUUUCACGAUGGGCGCUUACGUGAACACGAAUCACUACAAGGGUUCAUGGAACACUUCUUGGGUCGAUAUUGGACAAAAAAAGUUUUACGACGGUUUGACUGUUCCUUACAUCGAGGCGGAGGGGACAUUUCCAUACGUUGAGAAUGAAAAUUAUACCGCUGUUGGUAUUAAAUUGAAGGAUGGCAAAAAAUCCGUAGUUUUCGUCCUUCCCAAAAUUCCACUCGUCCCAUUCUUGAAGACUGAUAUGCCUAAAUUAGUCCAAACUGGAUCUCCUCAAUCUUGGAAUUCUGUCCAGGCUAAAAAUAUUCAAAUUCCUUCCUUGAAGAUAACCCUGCUUGACCAGCACUUUAAGAAACUUGAAGCCCUCGGCGUCAACUACACAUUUUGCGUGGACGAACCAGAGUCGCUGGAAGUUGCAAUGAAGAAAGGUCCAUAUUUUAUGUCACCUUUGGUACAGGCCCACCAUGUUCAAAUUGAUCGAGGCUUUUUCCAAGUUGCUUCUGCCACAGGAUCUAGUUUGAACUCUGAACAGAAAAUGCGAGAAGAAGGAGUUUACACGGGCCCAACGGGACCGGCCGAUGAGGAAGAACAAGGGCAAGGAGAAGGAGAACGCUCAGAAUUUGUCCUUCCAAUGGACAUGGAUCCCCAACUGAUCAAAGCCUUAGUCGAGGGUGAAGUCCAGCUAAAGAAAGUUGACGUUGUUGUUGCUGACGAUGGGAAAAAUGAUACAAUUUCAGCAGCAGCCAGUUCAGUUGAGCAAAUCUCCGUCCUUCCUGACACCAUGCAGCAAAAUCAGACCGUUGAAAUUCCUUCUACGGAAAAUUCUACUAUUCAAGCUCAAACCAACGAAAGUAACGCCCAGUUCAUGGGACUUCCUGACUUGGAAAAAAUUCAAACCGACCUUUUAGUCACGACACCAAUUGCCCCAACAACUCCAUUCGUGCCGGAACCCCUUCCACCAAACACGGUCAGAUUUGACCGACCAUUUUUCUGGUAUUUAUACGACGAGGAGAUGGGGCCCCUUUACUAUGGGACUGUUCAUUCCCUUGCCACUUAUCAAAAAGAGUACGGUAUCGAAACUGAUGAAGAUUUGUGGUUGUACGACGCUUAUAAAACCUUGCUCUGGAACUGCCCCUAAACUUAAGGGUCCUAAUAAAGUAACUAAAUUAGUCCCGAUAUAAAAUGUGCAUAUUAAUUUUUAUUUUUGUACAAAUAAUAAUGACAACCACACUUCAUAUUAAAUUUCAAACUACUAUAAAUCUCACCACGCUGUAUACUAUUAAGCUUAUUCUUAUUAUUCUCUAAUAAAUUUAUCGUAUGAAAGUUCUAUGAAA